This is a messenger RNA of Cavia porcellus (domestic guinea pig), 4571 nucleotides long. RefSeq names its product tRNA methyltransferase 9B (putative) (gene Trmt9b). The record is from RefSeq and is a predicted model, not a curated record. Gene Ontology annotation, cellular component: nucleus; cytoplasm. The transcript is spliced from 6 exons. Gene Ontology annotation, biological process: tRNA methylation; tRNA wobble uridine modification. Gene Ontology annotation, molecular function: tRNA (5-carboxymethyluridine(34)-5-O)-methyltransferase activity; S-adenosylmethionine-dependent methyltransferase activity; tRNA binding. Bases 679 to 2034 code for a protein of 451 amino acids. NCBI's taxonomy places the organism in Eukaryota, Metazoa, Chordata, Mammalia, Rodentia, Caviidae.
AGCUCGGGAGCUGCGGAGCCGGGACCUGGGCCGCGGCGGCGGGGAGCUUGCCCAGCGAGGGCCCGGCGAGGCUGGCAGCGGGCGGCCUCCGGCCUCCCGGCAACUUCUGGCCGGAGCCCCGCGCGCCCCCGCAGCCGCGCGCGCUCGCGCCCUCCGUCUGUUUUUCUUUUCUUUUUUUUCCCUCCCCCCCUUCCUUUCGUUCUCACGCUCCAAAUCAGGUCAAGGGGUGGAAGUUACACCUGGUACAGCCCGCGGCUCCGUUGCAUCGGAGGCAAGAGCGCUUUCUCGCCCAGCUCCCGGAAGGCAUUUUAACUCUUCGGUCCCCGCUACCGCGCAGGAAGCGCCGGCGACCCGGAGAGAAGAGAGAAACUUCAGCCACUCCAGGAAGGCAUGUUGAGCAAGAUCAAUUGGAGUGAAGCCCAGCUCAGAGCCGUGUCCCCAGAUGGGAUGUAGAGCUAAUGGCACUUCCUCAGGAUCUGUAUUCUCUUCAAAACCUCAUUAAAAAAAAAAGUGGUUCAUCAUGGGAAGGACAGUGCUGUUUGAUUUCACUCCUACCGAUCUGCAUUUCUGUCUCACACUGAGAGAGUCCUGAGAAGCUACUGUCACUGUCCCCAGGCAGAAACCGCCAUGAUUCACAAAAGCAAGGAGUGAUUUUCCUGAAUCGCAGGAUGACUCAGAAUGGAUCCUGAAGCUGCCCAGCUGGAGAAGCAGCACGUGCACGAUGUGUACAGGAGCACGGCCCCGUACUUCAGUGACCUGCAGAGCAAAGCCUGGCCUCGAGUCCGCCAGUUCCUCCAGGACCAGAAGCCCGGCAGCCUCAUUGCUGACAUCGGUUGUGGAACUGGAAAAUAUCUUAAAGUGAACAGCCAGGUCCAUAUCCUGGGCUGUGACUACUGUGAGCCCUUGGUAGAGAUUGCCCGGAGUAGAGGAUGUGAAGUCAUGGUAUGUGACAACCUUAAUCUCCCCUUUAGGGAUCAGGGCUUCGAUGCCAUCAUCUCCAUAGGAGUCAUACAUCAUUUUUCUACAAAACAAAGAAGAAUCAGAGCGAUAAAAGAAAUGGCCAGGAUCUUAGUUCCUGGAGGCCAACUGAUGAUUUAUGUUUGGGCAAUGGAACAAAAGAACCGCCACUUUGAGAAGCAAGAUGUCCUUGUUCCGUGGAACAGAGCCUUAUGUUCCCAGCUGUACUCAGAAUCCAGCCAGUCCGGGAGGCAGAGGCAGGGUGGACAUGCAGAAACGAGCCGUGCCUGCCAUCCUCCCUGCUCCCGGUGGAGCUGCUCUGUUUGUUUUAAAGAGCAGUAUAAUUCAAAACGGUCCCACAGCUUAGACUAUGGACCUGUCAUGACCCGAACCUGCUGUGGAAGUGUUUGGAAGGAAGGCGAGGAAGAAAACGGGUUUUAUAACACGUUAGGGAAAUCUUUACGCUCCUGGUUUUUCUCCAGAUCUUUGGAUGAAUCCGCUCUGCAGAAGCAAACUGAGAGUGUGAGGCCCUUGAGAACCACAGAAGGCUGGGCCAGUAACACGGUGUCGGUCCAACCCUCCAGACUGCGGAGUUUAGACUUUGAGCACCCAGAGCCAUUUGCAACAAAAGAGCCAAACUUAGAUGAGGAAGUGUUUCUGGAAACUUCUCAGAAACACCUCCAGUGGUUGAAAGCACCAGGUACUUCGAAGCAUUUAAAUGGAGACCAAGGAGAAAACAGAAGAAAUGGAGGGGAGACCUGUCUGCCCAGCGCUAACGCUGGGGAGAGCUGUGUAGGAUCCGGGGCCCGAGAGAAAGGCUACACUGCUGGUGAUAAAGUACUGAGGAGAAGUUCUGCAGUCAGUUCCCCAGAUUCCACCCCAGAUGACACCAUUUCUGCUGACACACAGCAGCCCAGCCUUUGGGAUUCGAGAGCCUUUAUGCGUUAUUACCAUGUGUUUCGGGAAGGCGAGCUCCAGGCCCUCCUGCGGGAGAGUGUGCCUGAGCUCCACAUUCUGAGCUCUGGGAAUGAUCAUGGCAACUGGUGCAUCGUGGCAGAGAAAAAAGGGACGUUGUGAUUAACUGGGUUAUUUGAGCCAACGUCUCCCAAAGAUGAACCCUGAUCUUUUCACGAGCAUUGAAAGCAAAAUGCUAAAUGAGUUAUCUAAAUUAGCACUCAGUUCUGUUAUAUUUUCAAAUCUGUGUAUGCUUUGAUUUAGCGAUUAAGAAUUGACCAUCUUUUUAAUCUUUGAGCACAUAGUUUAGCAUUUGGCAUAGAAUAUUUGUGCUUAAGUGUUAAUAAGAAUGGUCUGAUAAAAGCAAUAGAAAUAGAAGUACUUCAGUACAGUUUAGAUUUUGUUCCCAAUAGAAAAAACAUUCUUAUAAGAAUGCAGGUAUAUUUUGUUUUCAGUAUUACACAUUGAUUUUAAAAGAGUCUACUCUUAAAUAUACCUUUAAAAACAGUAUUUUUAUAAGGGGAUAAUUUAUAACAAGAAGGGGAUAAUUUAUAACAAGAAACCUACUCCAUUGCUCAGGUAUUAUAGUUUAUUGAACCGUGGGAUGGGAUAUUUUGUUGCCAAAAAUACCUUGUUUUUACUUAAAAUCUUCAAGAAAAUGGGAGACAAUGGAUAGAAACAUAAAAGCCAUGGAGAAUUUUCUCAGUUAUAGGCAAACUUCCUCCAGGAUAAGUACUGUAAAUAACAAGCUUUUCAGUAUUGCUUGGGAUUGUAACUGUUAGCAGGGACUGCGUGUAGCUGCUCUGUGAUAGACAGAGCGGGUCCCCGGCAAGCGUGAGGCCCUGAGUUUGAAUCCUAGCACUGUGUGGAAAGUGAAGCAAUGAAACAAAUAGAAUGAAAGCCCUGUUAGCGUGAGGGAGUGCAGGGCGUGCAUGUGACGAACUGUCCUGAGUACUGUGGUGACCUUCUUCCCAGAAGUAUUAGAAGCAUGAAUCCCCACAUACGCCAACACCAGCUUUCACUGAUCAUUUUUAAAUCUGUAAUCGUGCUUUUCUUCUGAAUUGAAAAGAUACUGAAGAGAAUCUAGUGGAAGCACUGUUUUAUUUUGGCUCCAAGGACAAAUAGAUUAGUAAUGUUCUGGAUUUUGAAACUUGGGCUUUAUAGCAAAUGUGCAUUGUGAUUCUCUAUAUUGUUUUUCUCAAACUAAGCAAUAUAACACAGAUAUAUAUAACACUAUAUAACAAGAGGUUUCGAUCACAAAGUACAAAAAAAAAAUUCCGCUUGACUCACUUAGAAUGCACUUGGCAGAAGCCUCAAAGCAGUCAGCAAGAAAAUACUAACUGUGAAUUACAGAGCUUUUUGAUUUAGUUACCAUUUGUAACACACUAAUGAGAAUGCGAAUCAUGCGGUUAUAUUCUAUGUUCUAUACCCUUUGCUGCAGGUCUCCCCCAGUUGAUUACCCAUUAAUGAUUAACCACUUUAUCUGGGAGGGAUUCAAGCUGUCAUUUAAUCUGUCUGACUAAUCUGACGGACCACUUGUGAAAGCCAAGUGUCCACUGGAUCCCCACAUGGCAAAAAAUAACUAAUUCACGUGUCAGCAUAUUUUCUCCACGGGGAAAUUUGUUUCUCUAUAGAUGCUACUUCUGCAUAGAAAAAACAGUGAGUCAUAGUUCAUCUGUAGCCAGUAUAGCUGAAUAUUGAAUUCCCUGAGCAAAUUAUGGUUAUGCCUGUGUUCACUGAGGAGGCAAUUUUGUUGAAGGACAGGCAAUUUUCUUAUGAACUAAUCAUAUUACACCCACUUAAAUGUUCUAGGAAAUGUAUAGAGGGGAUCUACUAGGAAAAGUUUGCUUUUCUCCUCUAUUUAUGCAGAAUAUUGGCAGUACUUAAGGCUCCCUAAGGGAGACUGAGUGGAAUUUCUGAGACACCGAGUCAGUGUGUGGGACUGUGCUGGUUUCUGCAGAUGCUCUUAAUUACGUAUAUGUAAAUAUGUACGCAUACAUCUGUUCCUAGACAUUGAGUAUUUGUUGUGAUUACAGGCCAAGAAAAAAAUAGCGCUCAUACACUUACAAAACAUAAAAUCAGCAAUUGCUCUUUAUCUCCUUGAAUAGACUUUUCUUGUUCCAGGGUAAUUUAAAGAUGAUUUAAAGAUAGUUGUUAAAUGUCCACUUGCCUCUUCUAGUGUUGACGUAUAGUUUUGUGUCAAAAAAGCAAAAUCUCUUCUUUUCCUGUAGUUCUAGUUAUUUUGGUGUUCCCCAGGGGGGAAAAACUAGUAGUAGUUUUAAAAGCACAAACUGAUGUAAAAGUAUCGUUAGUGGUAAUAACUUGAAUAUAUAUUUUAUUUGUAUUAACAAUGGUCAGGAUCUUUUUGUAGUACUGUUUAAAAUGAUGUCAUUUGUGUGCUUAGGGAAUAGUUUUUUAAAAUUAUACAUCAUGCACUUUCUAAAAAUGUUCUUAGAAUUUUGCUUUUCUUCACUCAAUGUGACAGAAUUGGAAUUGCUCGUUUUACUGGACAGGUUCACAUUUGAAUUGUUAUCUUUGUCUAAAGGAAACCAGAUUAAUCAUUUAAUAGGAGAUUUCUUUAGUGGGUUAAUAAAAGAAUACUAUUGAGCAAAAAAAGACAUAUUUUAAGACUAAUAAAGUUGCUUUACAUGAUCUCAAAA